UGCGGGGCUGCGGCCUCCAAAGUGGACUCUUCAGCGCUCUGAACGCUCAUCAUUUUGCCAUUUCUUGUUCGGCUGGCAACGAAACCAAAAGUGAUUGUUAAGUGCGCGCAUAACCGUGAAGUGUGUCAGUGCCUGCUUGCCUGUCAAUUCACUAGUCAGUCAUCGUUCUGCCAAUAGCGCGACCUGUACCCAGUUAUAUUGCCGUGUUCACUUUCGAUUGCGGCCCGUAUUGAUACGAAUAUUGAAUAUUGAACAGCGAAAGGAGUUGAUCAUCAAAUAUUCAGUGCACAAAAUUUUAGAAAAAUAAGCAAAUAUGCUGUUAAAAAUCCAAUUGAUAUGCUGUCUGGCGUUGCUGGCCAAGGCGCAAAACUCCAUCGAACAACUGGCGGUCGAGCGGUCGGGUGAACUGCAUUUUGAGACUUCACACAAGCGUCCCGAUGGAAAAGAAUUCCAAACAUCACACAAAAUUCCCAGACAUUCUUUCUUACCAGAUUCUGAUCUGGGUGCAAUGAAUUUGCUGCCGACAAAAGAACGCCCAGAAUUAAAUCCCGUUUUGAGUGCGCUCAUCAAUGAGGAUGUCAUGAAGAGCAUCGAGGCCAAACGUGCCAUUGAGCAGGAGGAGCUCGAGCAAGUUAAGGCUGAGAUAGAUGCCGCUCGCAAGCAGGAGGAGGAACGCAGAGCAGCCGAGAGUGCCGUCGAAGCCACUUAUGUUAUGUUGACCACAGCUGCGCCCGCUAAAAACGAUGACCUCGAUGAAGAAAUAAAUGUGGGUUUUGUCGAUCAGGCCAUUAACCUGGAUGCUGCCGGUUCGGAAAAUAGCAAAAAAUCGCGCAUUGAAAUUAAGAAGGGACCAAAUGGUCAGGACUAUGAAUACGAAUAUGUGUACUAUUACGAAGACGAGGAGGACGUCAAGCCGUCGGAGUCGCCGGCUAAGGCUGAAUCAACUGAACGCGGCAAAUCGCGUUACAGCAAUAUCGAACGCACCACAGCGGUGCCAACUGGCAAUAGUCUCGUGAGCAACAAGGCUAAGGGUCGCUCAUCAAGCAUAGCCGACAACGCCGGCGACGACGUCGAAGCCGAACGGCUGCCUGCCAAUACACGCUUCCCCAGCCGCGGCAAGAACGUUGAUGCACAACCGACACCCGCUUUGGAUUCGCUUGAGAACGCCGCGGAGAGGAAGAAAAUCAGCGUCAAGCGACCCAGCUUGGAACUGGUUGACAGCGCAACCUUCAACACGGACGAAAAGCAAGUGAAGGGCAUUCGAAACAGUGACACCGAAACCAAAUCGGCGAUCGCCAUUGAACAAGAGCAAGCAGCCGCUGCAGCAGCACAGGCAGCUGAGAAGAAAGAGGCCGAGGAAAAGCAGCGACGUCAGCCGACUAUCGGUAGCGCUGAGGAAAGUGCGACUGGCAAGGAUGUGGCGGACGAGGAUGUUGAGCAAACAACUUUAUCAAUGGAGAAGGCCGCAUUAGACUUGUACGCGAUUUUGGCGAAUGAAAAUUUUAACAUGGACAUGACCACGGAUGCGGAUACGGAGGUAACGACGGUGCUGCCAGACACCACAAACCCCGACGAGGCGGCAAUAACCACUUUGGUAGACGAAGAGCCCAGCUCAACUACAACUACCACAACAACAACUACCACAGAGGCAACUACCACAACAACAACCACCACUACAACUACACCGGCACCAACGCUGUUUGGCGGCAAACGUGCCGGCUUGAAUUCGUCCGGACGUAAUCGCUUCAAGUUGAACAAGGGUGGCAAAAGCGAAGCAACAACGACGACAACUACAGAAGCGCCAUCGGAGCCACCUAAAACUGGCAAGAAUCGCUUCUCUCGUCCAUCGAUUGGCGGACGCGCGCGUCCAGGCGCACGCACCACAACUGCAGCGCCCGCGCCAGCGGAAGAGGAAGGGGAAGUAUCUGCGCCGAAAGAAGUUAAGCCCGUGAGCUCAGGUUUCGGACGUGGCAGGCCACGCAAUCGCUUCAACCUACGCAGCACAACAACUACCGAAAAACCCGCCAGCGCCGAUGGUGAGGAGAGCAACGAAGAAGCUGUAUCCAGCACGACAGCGCGCACACUGCGCGGUGGACGCCCAACAUUGGGGCUGCGCGGUCGCAGUCGCACCACAACCGUAAGACCCGCCGCCACCGAUGAAGAACACAAAGAUGAGGAGGCUGCCGCGAGCGCUGCCGAAGAAAAGCCCGCGCCUGUUAAACCAGCAUCACGCUUUGCGCGUCCAGGUGCCAAUCGGCUGUUGCCACGUGGUAAGCUCGCGCGUACCACUGAAGCGCCAGUAGCUGAUGAUUCGGCAGCGGAUAGCAGUCAUCAUAAUGACGUGAAAGGUGAGGAAAAUGGCGAAGAGAAUGCAGAUAAAGCGGCCGAGGCGGAAGCCAAGCCCGUAGCGUCACAUGGACUGAAUCGAUUAAAGUCGCGUCCACAUCUGCACAAGACUGAGAAUGCCAAGCAGAAGGCGGCACCAGCGCCAGUGGCGCCACGCAAAGUCAAUCCACUAUUGGCCAAGCGACGCUUGCAGCUGGGACACUCUACAACGGAAACGCCCGCUGAAGAGGAUAACUCCACCGCUGCUGAGGAAUCGAAAACGGAAGAAGAGAGCGCACCAGUCGCCGCUUCCGCUGAUGCGCCUACCUCCGAAAAUGCCGACGCUACCAAGGACGAGUCCGCUGAUGAGGCAGAGACAACAACGAAACAGCAGGCACGCGGUUUGGGGCUACUAACGCAAAGAAGGCGUCUGCCACUGCGCAAACCUGGCACUAUUCUGUAAUUCUGUGAGCGCCUGUGUGAUGACAUGAGCCCCAGUGCAGUGUGAGAGUGCGUGUAACUGGACGCGCUGGUUGAAAUCAAGCUGCUGCUUGCUGCCCACACUCAGCUGGGGUUAACUUAAUGAAAACAAAAAAAUCAAAUAUCACUAAAUGCUUUUACUAUUUGUUAUUUGUAGUUUGACUUGAAAAAAAUACUCGUUAUUUGGCUUGAUUUCGGCCACAGUCGAUUUUUAUGAAAUAUUACUAUAUACUCGUAAUAUUAUGAUCUGUUUUUUUAUUUUUAUUAUUUUUAUUUUUUUUGAUAUACUCAUACUAAAUAUUUACGUGUAAAGUGCCCCCGCCCCCCUUUUUGUACUCCCGCUGCCAGUGUUGAGUGUAGUACGUACCCGUAAUUUAAGUGUGUACCUUUUAUUUUAUUUUAUAAUUUUUAUAAGCAUUUACAACUACAUACAAUACAAACAUACAUAACUG
Molecule: messenger RNA, 3257 nt
Organism: Rhagoletis zephyria (snowberry fruit fly)
Lineage: Eukaryota; Metazoa; Arthropoda; Insecta; Diptera; Tephritidae
Product: flocculation protein FLO11
Source: RefSeq, a predicted model, not a curated record